CCAUUUAAGCUCUCAAUUUACGCCGCCCCAAAGCUUUCUGCUUGUUGAACUCGAAGACCCCUUUCUUGAGAAUCCGGCGAUCUAAUUUUUUCCUCGGCGGAGAGAAAAUGGUUGUAGCGAAGAAGACGAAGAAGUCCCAUGAGGGAAUCAACAGCCGAUUGGCUCUUGUGAUGAAGAGUGGAAAGUACACUCUUGGGUACAAAUCUGUUCUCAAAUCCCUUCGCAGCUCCAGAGGUAAGCUCAUAUUGAUAUCUAACAAUUGCCCACCGUUGAGGAGAUCGGAGAUCGAGUACUACGCCAUGCUUGCCAAAGUUGGUGUUCAUCACUACAAUGGCAACAACGUUGAGUUGGGAACUGCUUGUGGUAAAUACUUCAGGGUUUCUUGCCUCAGCAUCGUCGAUCCUGGUGAUUCUGACAUCAUCAAGGCCCUCCCUAGUGAUCAGUGAUUGAUUCUCAUUUUGACUAUGAUUUUGCCUUGUUGUUCCCUCUAUGCUUUAUUAUGGAAAUGUGUUCUUCAAAGACUAAAUGUUAGGUUUUAUUUGGUUUCUAAAACUCCUCAAUGGUCUAAUUAUUACAACAUUUCGUCUCUGUUUGUGGAUUUGUUACAUGUGGAAAGGCCUGAGUUUAUUUAUGCCAA
Molecule: messenger RNA, 637 nt
Organism: Camelina sativa (false flax)
Lineage: Eukaryota; Viridiplantae; Streptophyta; Magnoliopsida; Brassicales; Brassicaceae
Product: large ribosomal subunit protein eL30z
Cellular component (GO): cytosolic large ribosomal subunit
Molecular function (GO): structural constituent of ribosome; RNA binding
Source: RefSeq, a predicted model, not a curated record